Messenger RNA from Myxozyma melibiosi, 2766 nucleotides. RefSeq names its product putative transcription factor. The transcript has 3 exons. Lineage: Eukaryota; Fungi; Ascomycota; Lipomycetes; Lipomycetales; Lipomycetaceae. Gene Ontology annotation, cellular component: RISC complex; cytosol; nucleus. Bases 1 to 2766 code for a protein of 921 amino acids. Gene Ontology annotation, molecular function: RNA binding; nuclease activity. Gene Ontology annotation, biological process: regulatory ncRNA-mediated gene silencing; mRNA catabolic process. The record is from RefSeq and is a predicted model, not a curated record.
AUGACCCUCUUUGCCGCUAAAGUAAAGGCAGCCCUCUCCGGCGACACCCUCGUCCUCACCCCAGCCCGUCCGCCUCAGCCGGGAAAGGCUCCCUCUGAGCGCAUCCUCGCCUUAGCAUACGUCUCUGCUCCCCGUAUUCGCCGUGACGAACCUGAUGAGCCCUUCGCCUUCCAGUCGCGUGAACACCUCCGUCUCCUCCUCGUCGGCCAGGUCGUCCAGUGCGAAGUCCUCUACACCGUCCCCUCCUCCAACCGCGAAUACGGCGUCGUCUACCUCACCGAUCCCGAUGGCUCCCGCUCAAACGUAGCCGAAAACCUCAUCUCCUCCGGCACCGUCCGCGUCCGCGACCGCGGCGGCAAGCCCGACGCCGCCGCCGAGCAAAACGAUCUCCUCGACCGCUACCGUGCCCUCGAAUCCGCCGCCGCUGAGGCCGCCUUCGGCGUCCACUCCUCCCAGAUCGAAUCCUUCCAGACCCUCAGCGAGAUCCCCGCAGACUUUGUCGCUACUUACAAGGGCAAGUCCCUCGAAGCCAUCGUCGAGCGCAUCUUCAACGGCGACCGCAUCCUCGCCCGCAUCGUCCUCCCGGGCCUGCAUAUCCAAGUCCCGCUCCUGCUCGCCGGCAUUCGCGCGCCCCGCUCCUCGCCCUCGAACCCUGACUCGCCCGACAAUGCCGAACCCUACGGCGACAUCGCAAAGCUCUACGUCGAGGCUCGUCUUCUCCAGCGCUCCGUCACUGUAGAGGUCCUCGGCGCGUCCCAGCAGGGCGCGCUCAUUGCCGUCGUGCGCCAUCCCGCUGGUGUCAUCGCUGAAAAGCUCCUCGAAGCUGGUCUCGCCUCCGUCUCGGACUGGCAGUCAAACAUCCUCGGCGCCGCCGCAAUGGGCACCCUCCGUACCGCCGAGCGCACCGCACGCGCAAAGGGCCUCAAUAUCUGGCACGGCACCACCGUCGCGGCCUCUUCUUCCUCUGCUGGCUCGGGCUCCGACAAAUCCUACUCGGCCGUCGUCGCCCGCAUCAUCUCCGCCGACACCCUCGUGGUCCGCAACGCGAAGACCAACGACGAGAAAGUCGUCCAGCUCGCGAGUGUGCGCGGCCCGCGCGCAAGCGAUCCCAAGCAGCAGUCCUACGUGGCUGCCGCGCGCGAGUUUGUCCGCAAGCUCGCCAUCGGCAAGCACGUCAAGGUGACGCUGCUGCACACGCGGCCCAAGUCCGACAACUUUGACGAGCGCGACAUUGUCACUGUCGAGCUCGCCAAGGCGCCGGCUGGCCACUCUUCUCCUGAUCUCGCGACGAUCGUCGUCGAGGCCGGCUACGCGACCGUCAUCCGUCACCGCAAGGGCGAGGUCGACGACCGCUCCCCGAUCUGGGACGAGCUUCUCGAGAAGGAAGGUGCCGCAAUCAAAGCCAAGGCCGGCUUCCACUCCGGCGUCGCCCUUCCCCCCGACCGCGUCGUCAACGCGUCCGAGUCGAACGCGCGCGCCGCCGCCUUCCUGCCUUCGCUGCAGCGCCAGAAGCGUGUGCCUGCCAUCGUCGAGUUUGUAAACACCGGCAGCAGACUGCGCCUGCUUCUCCCUCGCGAGAACGCGCGGAUCAAGUUCAUUCUUGCCGGCAUCACGACGCCGCGCGUUGCGAUGGCCAACUCGUCAGAGAAAUCCGAGCCGUUUGGCGACGAGGCCAGAGAGUUUUCCGCGCGCAGACUGCUGCAGCGCGAUGUCGAGAUCGAUGUCACGCACGCGGACCACUCCGGUGGCUUCUUUGGCUUGCUCCAUGUUCCCGGCACCAAGGACACAUUCGCCAAGGCGCUGCUCGAAGAGGGUCUUGCAACCUUUGACGAGUACUCUGCGCAGGAGGCCGGUGUCGCGAGCCAGUUCCGCGCGGCCGAGGAGGUUGCUACGCAGGCCAAGAAGGGCAUCUGGAAGGAGGAUAAGGGAAAGGCUAAGGCUGCCGUUGCUGCUCCUGUCGCUGCUCCUGUCGCUGCUGCCGCUGCCGUGGCUUCUGGACCUAGUAAUAAGGAGUAUCUCAACAUUGCGGUCACGCAUGUUGCCGAUGAUGGAUCCUUCUCUUAUGUCAUUUUGAACGACUCCCUGACCAAGCUUAAGAGCCUGACCUCGACCUUGUCAUCCACCGCCCCAGCUCCGCUCGCAAACGCCCGUCCCCGCGUCGGCGACCUCGUGAGCUACAUCCUUCCCGAGACCACGCUCCCCGCGCGCUUCAAAGUCGCCUCGCUCGACAUCCCCAAGAAGCAAGCCUCGCUAGUCUCGAUCGACUUUGGCACAAAAGUCCCCGCCGCCCCGUUUGCCAAGCUCCGCGCCCUGCCGCCGUCCUGCUCGCCCGCCACCUCCGGCGUUCCCGCGCUCGCGCGCCCGGGCGUCCUGCGCAUCGUCAAGUUCCCCGAGUUUGCGGACGAAUACCUCGACGACGCCGUCACGGUCUUUUACGACCUCGUCUGGACCGCGCCCGAGGUCCUCGUGUCCUCCGCGCCCGGCACCGUCAAGCGCCUUGUCGCCGUCACCGACGGCACCAGCAACGCCGACGGCGUGCCGACCAUCGAGCUCGUCGACGCGGCGGCGAUGGAUAAGAGCAUCAACGCGCGCCUGGCCGAGGACGGAUGGGUGUACGUGCCGAGCGACAAGGCGCUCAGACGGUCGCCUGAGCGGGUCGUUAUUGGCUCUGAUACUCUUUCUGAGCUCCGACGCGCUGCUGAGGCGGCAAAGUUGGAGAGGAAGGGUAUCUGGGAGUACGGCGACGCCACUCCUGAUGACGAGUAG